Columba livia (rock pigeon) is the source of this 1917-nucleotide messenger RNA. RefSeq names its product short chain dehydrogenase/reductase family 16C member 5. Bases 140 to 1135 code for a protein of 331 amino acids. The record is from RefSeq and is a predicted model, not a curated record. Gene Ontology annotation, cellular component: lipid droplet. Lineage: Eukaryota; Metazoa; Chordata; Aves; Columbiformes; Columbidae. The transcript is spliced from 7 exons. Gene Ontology annotation, molecular function: oxidoreductase activity, acting on the CH-OH group of donors, NAD or NADP as acceptor.
CGUCGUUUUCCUCGGCCUGAUCUCGCCUGUUUCGGGAGCCGCCGGGCAGGCGGACGUGUCUUCGCUGUUCUUCAGCCUGGUAGGCGGACGUACCCGCGGUCGCGGGGGUCCCGGUGCUGGGAGCUUUGUGUUUUAGGGGAUGGAACGGGGUGCAUUGAGGCUCGGCGCGGCAGCCGUGGUUCCAGCCUCCUGCCGGUAUCAAAAAAAUAGCCUGAAGAUGAACUUCUUCCUGGAAACGUGCAGAGCCAUAGGACUUCUUGUUUAUUACUUGCUGGAGUCACUAGUGUUCUUGAUUGUGCCUAAACCGAAGAAGAAUGUUAGUGGUGAAAUUGUAUUAAUAACAGGAGCGGGAAGUGGUAUUGGAAGACUCUUAGCUUUAAAGUUUGCCAGACUUGGAGCCACAGUGGUUCUCUGGGACAUCAAUCAAGAGGGGCUCAAGGAGACAAGUAGACUGGCCAGAGAAAAUGGAGCAGUGCGAGUACACUCCUACAUCUGUGACUGCAGCAAAAGGCAGGAUGUCUACAAGGUAGCUGAUCAGGUUAAAAAAGAAGUUGGUGACGUUAGCAUCCUAGUCAACAACGCUGGUAUUGUAACUGGAAAGAAGUUUAUUGAUUCUCCAGAUUCACUCGUGGAAAAAACCAUGGAAGUGAACAUAAUGGCACACUUCUGGACUUACAAAGCCUUCCUGCCAGCCAUGGUGGCCUCUAACCAUGGGCAUUUGGUUAGUGUUGCAAGCUCAGCAGGACUGACUGGAGUCAAUGGACUUUCAGAUUACUGUGCAAGUAAAUUUGCAGCAGUUGGUUUUGCAGAGUCUGUUGAUUUUGAGAUGAGAGAUCUGGGAAAAACUGGUGUUAAAACCACAAUUGUAUGUCCUUACAUCAUAAACACUGGAAUGUUUGAUGGCUGUGGAACCAAGUGGCCAAGACUGAUUCCUGUUCUGGAGCCGGAGUAUGUGGCUGAAAAGAUAAUGACUGCUAUUCGGCGGGACCAAGAAAUAUUGUUGCUACCACGCAGUCUUUAUUUUUUACUUGCUCUCAGAAAUCUCGUACCAGUGAAAGUAGCUGUUCUCUUCGCGGACUACUUUGGCUACCUCCAUAUCAUGGACACCUUCAAAGGUCGAGCAAAGAAGGACUGAAGAAGUGCAAAAGUCAGAGACCAGCUACUCUAAAGUGGACAUUGUUAAAGGAGGCGGUGGGAAAGGUCUGCUUCUCUAACAGCUGUGAACUUAAGGUGCCUCACUUCUCAUUAGUAACAAUUUCUAAGGAAAUUGCUUUUCUUUGGCUCUUUAAUCAACAGCUUUCACUCAGUUUAUUUUAUAUUCAGGGAACUAUUUUCUUUUCACCUCAUUAUGGAAAUAUAUUAAUUGAAAUUAAUUCAUUUGGUUAUGUCUGUUAUAAUGCCUUAAAAAUGAUCCUGCAUCACAAACUAAUAAUUAGCAGCCUUGGGGGGAGACAAGGCCAAGACGACACGUGUAUUUGGCCGGAAGCCAAGAAAGCCUCCAGUGGGCCUGACUUCUUGCUGCCAUUCACUGAACCAUGAGGAGGGGCCUGUACUGCUGGUGCCAUUACUGUUCCCUGGUGAGCUGAGGAAUUCAGGAGUUUCCUGAAACAACAGAUUCAAAUUUGUACAAAUGGAAGUUUUGUGGAAUAAAAGUAUAUGCUGUGUUGGGCAAAACCAAUGGAAUGUAUUAAAUUUUUAAAGGUGGUGAUCUCAGGACUCACAGAUGACUAUGGAUGCCAGGGCAGGGAUGGGGAAAGAUGUAAAUUAUGUAUUUGUGCUGCUAAUCUACUUUUUGUCUAAUUUAUUUUAAGAGCUAAUACUAUGACUGCAACUUUGUAGUAGAGUCUUUGUAUGUUUUAAGAAAAAAAAAAAAAAAUUGUCUUCUAAGCAAAAUAAACUUCUAUUUUUAAAUCAUAA